Drosophila hydei is the source of this 2222-nucleotide messenger RNA. It is a transcript of the gene Zw10, whose product is annotated as centromere/kinetochore protein zw10. Gene Ontology annotation, biological process: mitotic cell cycle; mitotic spindle assembly checkpoint signaling; endoplasmic reticulum to Golgi vesicle-mediated transport. Lineage: Eukaryota; Metazoa; Arthropoda; Insecta; Diptera; Drosophilidae. Gene Ontology annotation, cellular component: chromosome, centromeric region; RZZ complex; nucleus. The record is from RefSeq and is a predicted model, not a curated record. The coding region runs from base 49 to 2193 and encodes 714 amino acids. The transcript has 4 exons.
AAAGUAAACAAGCGUCGUCGUUGCAGUUUGAAAAUAACGCUUUUAAAGAUGAUGGCGCAAAAUCAGAUGCUGAUGGAGACCUUUCAAGGCCAGAGCCAGAAUAUUGAGUCAACAAAAUCAGCAAUCACGAAAAUGUUGGUUCGCACCGAAAGAUUUCAAACGCGCGUACGCAAACACAUCGAUGAAAAUUAUACAGAAUUUAUGCCCAACCAUACAUCACCAGAUAUCUUUUUGGAGAAAUCAAGCAUACUGGGCGACGAAAUCAACGAGCUGCUGGCCACCGUUGGUGAGGAGGGUCUAUCCGCCCUAAACGAUGCCAGUGCCGAGCUAGCCAAGAGCAGCAAGGAUUUACGGGAAAUAAUGUUAGAACUGCGUGUUAGCGAGCAUAUAUUAAAACUGGACGAUCUAUUUCAGUGUGUCGAAGAGGCGAAGGCCAACAAGGAUUGCCUCGUCGUGUUCGAUCUGAUGGGCAAGCUACGCAGCCUAAUCUACAGCGAAGCGAAAGACUCUACCGAUGUAGCGCCCGAAGUGGAGCGACUAUUCCAAUCGUUGGAUUGCUAUGAGUCCAUUAAAGUCAAGUACCACGUGCAGGCACAUUUGCUGCAGCAGAAUCUGCAGAAGCGGUUCGAUCGUCUUGUGCAAUUGAAUUGCAAAACGUUUCCCAAUUCGAAAUGUGUUACGUUGCUUAUUAGCAAGGACGAAGCGCAGCUGCAGGACAUUGUGACAGCCCUGUUCCAGGAGCGCUAUAAUCCAGCCAAGCUGUGCAACUUUUUGCUAGAACACUGCAUCGAGCCACUGAUCCAGAAACCUGUUUCGGUCGAAUACAAUGAAACGGCCAAGGAUGGCAGUCAUAUACAGCUAACGCUUUCGUAUUCUAUCAAGGAUCAGGAUGCUUCGUCGCCUUUGCUGCGUCCCAGCUAUAAAGAUGUCUUUGACCAUUUUCGCCUGCUCCUGCAGACGCUAGGCGGCAUCAAUAGCAACCUCAAUGGCACCCAGCAUGUCUUCAGCAUUAUCGGCGAUCAGAUUAAGGAUCGCAUGUUGCAACUGCUCGUCGAGGAGUGCUUGAUUUCUGCUGUCCCGGAGACAAUGGAUGAAUACAAUAGCUCGACCCUAUGCGUAGAUGUUUUACAAUUCGAACAUCUCCUAGCGGAUGCAUAUCUGAUUAACCCAGAGGUGGAUUGUGCUCUAACCGAGUUCACCAAGGAGUUCGAUACAUACUAUCGCAAUCGCCUGUCAGCUCGUGUCUUGGCCACAGCUCGUGAGAUAAUCCAACGUGAUCUACAGGACAUGAUAUUGGUGGCUCCGAAUAACCUGUCUGCUAAUGUGGCUAGUGAUCCGUUUCUAUUUCCUCGUUGCAUGAUCUCCAAGAGCGCCCAGGACUUUGUGAAGUUGAUGGAUCGCGUGCUGCGACAGCCAACGGAUAAGUCAGCAGAGUCAACGCCCGAUCCAUUGGCCGGAGUCGUUGCUCAGCUGCUGGAGACUUACAUUGAUGAGGUGCCCAAGGUGCACAAGAAACUGUUGCAGAGCAUCCCUCAGCAGUCGGCGCUGUUCCACAACAAUUGCCAAUACCUGACCCAUUGGGUGGCCCAGCAUGCCAACAGCGCCAUCGAUAGCUAUCCCUCGCUGGUCAAGAUGCUUCAGUCCACGGGCAGCAAACAUUUACGCGUUCAGCUCAACUACCAGCAGUCUAUACUGAUGGAUAUUAUGAGCGGGUUCGAGUUUGAGAAUCCGCAUACUUUGGGCUCGGUGCCACUGCGAUUGGUGCGCCAGUGUCUGCGCCAGUUGGAACUGCUGAAGAACGUUUGGCAGCAGGUGCUGCCGGAGAAUGUCUACAACAGCAGCUUCUGUGAGCUGCUGAAUGCGUUUGUCAAUGAGCUGGUGCAGCGAGUGUUUACGCUGCGCGACAUUUCGGCCACGAUGGCCAGCGAGCUGAGCGAUCUGAUUGAUGUGGUGCUGGAGAAGGGGCCGUUGCUGUAUCAGGAUAAGCAUGAGGUGCUGCAGGUGCGCAACUGGCAGAAGCUGCAGCAGCUGAAGACCAUGAUGAAUGCCUCGCUCAAGGAGUUUACGGAAUUGUGGUGCGACGGCGCCGGUCCCUUGACAGCCAAUUAUCAGGCAAAAGAGAUCAAGCAUUUGAUACGCGCCCUCUUCCAGGACACGGAUCGACGCGCCAAGGCCAUCACACAGAUCGUUUAACGGAAAUUGCAAAUGAAUACAUUCUUAAU